Molecule: messenger RNA, 9915 nt
Organism: Stylophora pistillata
Lineage: Eukaryota; Metazoa; Cnidaria; Anthozoa; Scleractinia; Pocilloporidae
Product: sterile alpha motif domain-containing protein 9-like
Source: RefSeq, a predicted model, not a curated record
AGUUAUAAUCAGUCCUUUUAAUUGCACAUUCUUCACCAAUGAGCGGCACUUCUGGCGUCUCUCCAACCAAAUCUUCUCCUCUAACAUUUCUCUGAGGAUUACAAGGUACAGAGGAAUCAUUUCUCCUACACAGGUAUAAGGUUCUGAAAAGUGGAAGUACAGUUGCAGGCCUAUUUAAACAUUUUGUCAAUCGUGGCUUUUAAGAAGUUAUUUGAAGCCUAGAGUGUGGGUUAGACAUCACUUGUUCUUCCCCAAGGCAUAGCUGGUGUAAGAAACCGUUUCAACCACUCUGGCAGUGACAAGUGUUGCAUGAUUUCCUGACUGUACUUCUACAAUCAAAGGAAAUUUCAAAUAUGCAUGCAGAAAAGUUAAAGCUGUUCCUUCAUGGUCUGCCUCCUGAUUGCAGAGGAAACAAUCUGAAAGAUUUUCUUGAAGGUGUGUAUGGCUUGCCUGGUGUCAUCACUAAAGUGAGCAUUCCCUCCAAAAAGACAUAUGCCUUUGUGUCAGUAUCUCAUCCAGAGGUAGCAGAAAGGUUGCUGAGAAAUGCACUGCUGUACUGUGAUGGCAAUGGACAGUUUUACCAAAUAAAGGCUCAACAUUAUGUUAAACAGCCCUACAAAACAAAACAGUGGAGGAAUUUUUCAACAGAGAACAAACCGAAAACAAUUUUAACUUGUGGGGCUAGCCUUCAAAAACCAGGGUAUACACCACCACAACAUGUUCACCAGUUGACUCCAGACUAUAGCAUGUUGUUAUUUUCAAAAUCGAAGAGAAAGAGGAGAAAGAGAGAUGACUCUUUGGUAUGGUUUAUUGGUGUUUGUUCUACUGCAUCAAAAAAGAAACAUAAGAGGAAAAAAAAGAAGAAACAGGCAUUCAAGCAGGAGCUUCACAAAAGUGAGUCAUUUCAAUUUGGUAGUCGGUGUCCAGAGAGUGAUGUAGAAGUGGGAGUGACUUCAAACACCAAAGGGCUAAUUGCACCAAAUGUAACUUGUGCUGCACAAAUUUCUAACCAAGACUUGGCAAAGGAACAAGAAAAUGAUCUGGCAAUGGGUGUAAAAGCCAAUGAAUAUUCAUCCAAAAUAUGCUCAAACACUCAAGUCAUUGUGGACCAUAGCUAUCUCGGUCCACUGUGUUUGCAGUUACCUAACCCAUCAUCAGUUGCUGAUGUAAAAAGGGAGAUUAUGGAUAGAACUGGACUUCCUUUCAAAAUCCAGGUUCUUUACUGUGACGGAAAGAAGGUAUGUGACCGUCUCAGUGUGAGUUCCUUACUUGGUGACAAUCAUGACAGUCUCACACUGACUUUAUCUGAGGGCUCGCUUAAAGGUGGAGUUGGCCCAAAAGAAGAACUGGAACAACAUGAAGGAGCUGUUGGAGGAGGAAGAAAUCGUUUAGUUUCAGAGAAAGAAGGAAAACUAUCGAUGGAAACUUGGAACUCACAAAAAACAGCUGCAUGGCUCUGUGCUGAUCGUGAGGCGUACGUCAAAUAUGCUGAGAUCUGUAGAAAGGAAGACAUUAGUGGACGCGCGUUAUUGUUAUUAGCCUCCAAAGACCCUAGGCAACUGCGUUUGGCUCUUAACUUGAAAAAGGGACCCGAGAUAGUCCUUAUGGACCGUCUUAAAGAGCAUUUAGAUAAAUUUGAGGGGAAGAAAUCCCAAGCAGCCUGCACUUCUGUAGAGGAGAUGAACAGAUGGACGUGCGAGGAGCUUUGUAUUUGGCUUAGGGAACUUGAAAUACCAGAAGAGUGUUUAAGAGAAGCAGAGGAAGAGGAAAUCGACGGGCCUGCCUUUCUGUUAAUGAGAAAUUCUAAUGAACUGAGGGAUUGCUUGAAAUUAAAAGUUGGCCCGUGGAUUGUUCUCCAGCAUGAGUUAUCAUUGCUAGAUGAAGAAAACAGGGAGAAAGACUCACCAGAUAAAUCUCUCCACCCAAUGCAGGUGAAAGAAACUGAUGAGCCAAAAAAGCUAUUGGCCCCAGAAGAUCCUAUGACCCAAACAAUAUCAGAUGCGCCAAAUGUAUCAGCGAAUAUAAAAAACAGUGGAACAGACUCCAUAGAUAAACCUUGUUAUUCAUUAGCGAUGAAAGAUAGGGAUGAGUCUGAAGAGGCACUGGCCACAGAAGAUCGUAAAACCAAAGAAAUAUCAGUUGCACCGCGUAAAUCAGAUAUUAAGGAAAACAGUGGAACAGACCCCGCAGAUGGACUUUGCUCCGCGCUAACGAUGAAAGAUUUGGAUGGGUCUAAAGAGCCACUGUCCUCAGAAGAUCCUAAAACCAUAUCAGAUGCACCAAAUAUAUUAGCAAUUAAGGAAAACAGUGGAACAGACUCCGUAGAUAAACCUUGCUACUCAUUUACGAUAAAAGAUUUGGAUCAGUCUAAAGAACCACUAGCCUCAGAAGAUCCUAAAACCGAAAAAAUAGUAGAUGCGCCAAAAAGAUCAGCUAAUGAAGAAAACAGUGGAACAGACUCCACAAAUGAACUUUGCUCCUCGCUAACGACGAAAGAUUUGGAUGAGUCUAAAGAACCACUAGCCUCAGAAGAUCCUAACACCGAAAAAAUAUCAGAUGCGCCAAAUAAAUCAGCUGUUAAGAAAAAUAGUGGAACAGACUCUGCAGAUGAACCUUGCUACUACGUAACAAUGAAAGGUUUGGACGAGUCUAAAGAGCCACUGUCCUCAGAAGAUACUAAAACCAAACAAAUAUCAGAAGCGCCAAAACAAUCAGCUAUGAAGGAAAACAGUGGGAGAGACUCCGCAUAUGAACUUUGCUCCUCCCUAAUGAUGAAAGAUUUGGAUGAGUCUAAUAAGCCACAGUCUUCAGAAGAUCCUAAAACCAAAACAUUACCAGAUGCACCAACUAAGCCAGCUAUUUCAAAGGAAGAAGAGACACCGCUUUCAUUGCUUAAAAUUGCACUGAAGCUAGACAUAGAAAAUUCAGAAGAUUCUAAGGACAAAAUGGAAUGUCAAGUCAGAUCAAUUUUCUUUAAGCGUGGCAAGGGUGCAAAUCCCUUGGAGAGACUGUUCAAAUUUACUAUUUUAACACUAGAAGAGUUAACAGAUGACAAACCCCGAAAACUAUGGAGGCAAAUAAUAGAAAAUUCAAUGGCGUGGAUGAAAUUGUUAUCUGAUGAAGAUUCUAUCAAAUUUAGGUGGAACGAGGCAUCGAAUGAGUUAGUAUACAGCGAGAGCAGCGAGGAGAUUUCUCUGCGAGAGGGAAGCGUAAGUCAGAUCUUUCUCGACAAGCUCGCGCCUGAGGAAUUCAAAAAGAGUUAUUUUGUUCUACUGAUUGACAAGCAGUUGGAACCCAAGCCCAGGAAAACGUGCACAUGCAGAUUUUCUUUUGACCGAAAAGGCAAGAAAGUUUAUGACAUCAAAUUGAAACUAGAGGGAAAUUAUCACGCGGCAUUUGAUGUCAGCAAUCCGAGUCAAACCUUUAAGUGGAGCAACUAUUUUAAUUCACUCAAGAACAGAAGCAGUGACCUUGUGAAGGUUAACGUAAAUCCUCCUGAAAGUAGAGAUCAAAGACCAACUUGCGAUCAAGUGCUUUAUCAAAUCCCGAGACCUUUUGAUGUGGAGCAUGGGGUAAAACCUUACGUUCAAGGUCGAGUUUUUAGAUGCUGGGAGACUGGGACAAAAGAUAUGAUAACCCCCAUCCACGAGUUUAAAAUAUUCCGAACAGAUGUCAACCCCAUUGUUAACGAAAUGGUUAAAAAAUUUGUUUACGAGACCUUGAGGUUUGCAUGCGCCUGUCUUAACGAAAGAACCAAUGGAACAAUACACUUUGGAGUGGCUGACGAAGUAGAGGACCAAACUUGUGGGUACAAACCAAGGGAAAUUGUUGGUUCUGUAGUCACCAAUGUGCCUCUUUACAAUGACAAACUGAGUGAGUUCAUUGGCAAGAGCUUUGUCGGACGCAGUGGAGCAAUUGCCCAGAAUUGCAUUCGGCCUGCUGUGUUUAUACCCGUAAGAAGUUCCCUUACCGAUGAAGAUUUAAUUAACACAGUGGUUAUAGAAGUCGACAUUGUGCCUUCGUAUUCCCUUUGUAGUGAUGAUAUUUUCAAAGUGUGUUUAAAAGACCUAAAUCGUGGUAAGAAGGACCGUGAAGCGACAGCUUAUAUUAGACUUGGAUCGCGCACCGUGGCGAUUGAUGAUGCAAACAAAAUGGAAGAAUUCGUGAAAGAGCGGCUGCCUAAGUUAGUUGAAGAAAGGAAGAACCGCGAGCAAGUCGCACCGAGACAGUCCUCAGAAAAUAAAGAAUCCAUCAAACAUCUGUUCUUUAAAUUUCAAAGACUUCUGUGCGCAAACAAAGACUUCCUUGAUUCCUCAGUUUACCCGAUUUUGGUGAUAAGUAAACCACAUGCUAGUAUGAGUCCAACUGUUCUCAACGAAACAUUUCGUUUCAUUCAAAAAAUAAAGUGGCUCACAGUUAUCGAUUUCGAUGACGACGGUUCAGAUAGUAGUGGUCUUUGUCAAGUUUUCAAGUCUGGCCCCGACUCCUCCCAGAUCGACAUACACGAGGCGGAGGAUUAUGAUGGCGAUGAAAAUGCAGUUGACAACAUGUACUACAAGACGCACUGGAUAUUUGGGAAUGGCUACCGUAAGCUUGAAAAGGAAGCCUUAGGUUUCAAGCAAUGGAAUAAUUCUAAGCGUAAAAGAGGCUUACUUCAAGUAAUACAAUCUCUUUCUAAGAAGAUUCCAGACAUUAGGGCAGUGGUGCUGUUCUUGCUUCUAUCAGAAGACUAUCAGGCUAUGGCAGAUACUUUCAAAGACUUCUGUACUUGUCUUGAUGGUCCAAAUCAGUUAGUUUAUGUUGCGGAAACUUCUGAGAUUGUGAGAGGCUGGGAAGGUAUCCUUUCCAAUACGUGCUUAGAGGCGAAUGAGCUUCAGGAAAGAGGUGUCGUUGGAAUGUCCUGGCCAGAAUUUCAAGAGUGCGUCCUGCAAAUGGUUUUAGGAUCCGACAAAGAACAGCGUUAUGUCAUUAUGGCAAGUGGAAGUCUCUAUCCCGUGGGAAAGGUUUCUUUUAAUUGCCUUGACAUUGUGAGUGCCAAGGAAUGUGACGAAUUAAACAAUCUAAGUUCUGCGGAACGUUCAAAGCUCUCCUCAGAAGUAGAGACACAUUUUUACAGAGGAUAUCCAGUAGCAUGGAAUAAUUUUUGGUUUACAGAUAAUCGAAACAAUCACGUUCUACGACGGGAUAAUUACUCUCAGCUAAAGGACUUGCUGGAAAAUAUUUAUUCUCGUAAAAGUGAAGGAAGGGUUCAAACGAUCACUAUAUAUCAUCAUAUAGGUGCUGGAGCUAGUACUAUGGCACGUCAAGCCCUGUGGGAUUUUCGGCACAAAGCAAAGUUUCCUUUCCGAUGUGCAGUGGUUACAAGGAUUGACGACAGUACUUGUAAAGAGCUAUUGCAACUCCGGAAAAUAGGCUAUCGGGCGGAAAGUGGAGUACCUUUUCCACCUGUAAUAGCUUUAGUAGAGGAUACAGAUGACCUUUUGUUUCGAGAGUUACGAUCGCAGGUCGUAGAGCAGGCCAGUACAGUUUGUAGGACAGAUUUGCCCGUUUGCGUAUUCCUGUAUUGCAAGACUGCGCAAAAACCUUAUGAGUGUCAUGAAAAAGAAAAAGAAACAAGUAUUUACCUAGAACAGAAGCUUAGUCGAAGAGAAGUAGAAUGGUUCAAAGACAAGUAUACAGAAAUGAAACAAAAAGCUGAUAAGAGAGACCCUGUACCUGAUUUUGAUAACUUUGCCAACGAGAACCUUAUUUCUUUCAUGAUAAUGAAGGAGAAUUAUAACCCGCAGUACGCCUCUAGUAUUGUUAGUAGGAAUUUAGAUCUUGUGACUGGUAAUGAAUUGUCAAUGCUGAAGUAUACUUCUCUUCUAAACAUUUACAACCCGUUUCCAGUCUUCACGGCAAGUUUUGAUUCUUUGAUGUUACCUUCUAGUGUACUCUGUAAGAAAGAAUUCAGAGAUUGGGUGGAAUAUCUUAGCCAUUCAGCACGAAUUUUCUUACGAGAUUUCGAUUAUAGUACGCAUUUUGGCACAGGAAGGGCCAUUGCUAUAGUUCAUCCAAACAUUGCUGGUGAGCUUCUUGAUCAGAUAGCAGCGAGGGAACAAACAUCUGUCAGUCAAGUUACCCUGGAGUUUUUAGAUUCUCCCUUGUUACAAAGUGAAGCAAAGUCAUUCACUUCAGCCUUUCUACUUGACGGGGCAAACAGAAUGCUCAAGCAUCGCAGGAAGUACGAAUAUGGAGAUGACCAACAAACGAAAUUCUCACCAUUAAUAGAAAAGAUUUUGUAUGUAAGAGAUGACUCUGGUAAGAGAGAAACAACAGAAAGAAAAGUGUAUGAAGCGGUUGAUGUCCUAAGGGCAGGGUUGGAGAAGUUUAAAGACGCUAUGCUCGCCCAACAAAUGGCUAGACUUUUUUACGUGAAUGCAGCAAAUUUCGGCGAUGAAGGGAUCGAGGAGUGUUUCCGUAUGGCUUUCAAGUUUUGCACCAAAGCAAUCGAAAUGAAUCCGAAUAAUCCGUAUUUCUUUGAUACUAUGGGUCGCAUUUAUGAAAGAAAAAUGAAGGUCUUGUACGGGCCCAUCCGUGAGGAUAACCGCAUAAUAAACGCACAGUCUGCCAUUUCAGCCAUGGAACUUGCUUUUGAGGCAAUGAAAUGGUUUCAAAAAUCAAUAGGGACGUCUGCAUACUACGAGAAUCCUUGUGGUUUCCGAGGUGAAAUUUCCGUCAUGUUCUACCUACUAGACAUCCUUCGUUGCACAAAACUGUUUUCCGGCCAAGCGGGUUUGAUGAAGUUACAAGGAUAUCUGGCUGUUAGUCAAGUUAUACCACCUGAGGUUGAAGAGCUAUGGAGCAAGUUUCACGAGCCCAUUAAAGAAUUAAAAAAUAUAUUUAAUCGAUGCAUGGAAGCCCUCGCCGAAGAGUUCACCAUCUACAAGGGAAAUAGUGUAGAAGCAAAGCUUUUACCACGUCAAAUUGCUCGGUUUAAGGCUCAAUACCUCAGUUACUUCGGUGAUAGCGAUUUGGACGUACACCCUGAAAAUGCAAGAGAACGGUGGGAGUGCAGGUGGCAAGAGAUCAAUCAGAUUCUUGUUGGAGACAUUUUUUCUACUGUGUUUAAAAUUGAUCAUUCCAAAGCUCAUGAGACACUCGCACAUCUGAAAGAGUUGGCUCAAAAUAAUUAUUGCGAGAAGCUUGAAGACAGGGUGCGGUACAAAGAUUUGCUGCUGUUGAUAACGACAAGUAUGGCGUUUCACUCCCCAUAUGGCGGUAGACGGAAAAAAAAAACAGAUCAAAACCAACUGAUUCAGGAAUAUAAAGAUAUAUUCAAAGUUGUUGAUCAGCUGUUUGCACUAGAAGACUGCGAAGGAAAUAAGAGAAUCUAUGCACAUCUACUUAGAGUUAUGUUUCUCUGGCCACGAAAAGAAUUGGAACUGAGUGAAUAUCAUUUGAAAGACUUUUAUGACGCAAUGCAAAAGCUCAAGAGGAGAUGGAACAAUAAAUGUAAAGGGCAUGUUGACACAGACAAAUUGUCAACAAAGAACAUGUACAAGUUUAUGUCGUUUAAGAAAGAGACCAGGCAGUACACUACUCUUUUCUUUCUGGGAAAAGGGAAGGGGUUAGAUGUUUUCGUUCAUAUAAAUGAACUCCCCUUGUCUCGAAAUACAAAAGGAACACCGGCUUGGGAAGAUGGAAGAAUAAAACAAAGGCUCGAACGUCUCACUGGGGUUGUAGAAAGUAGAAACAUUAUAAAAAUGAAAAAUCCUCUCGAUGCGAAUCAAACGAUCGAUAUCUAUUAUUCUUCCUUUCGCGAGGGAGGAUUUUCCAAGGAAGAGGUUUCAUUUUACUUGGGCUUCAGCUGGCCACAACCAACCGCGUUUGAUGUUAAGUACACCAAGGAAGGUCAUGGCCGAAAGUCAGUGGAAUUAAGUGACCUAGUCCAUGGCGACCAUAUUCAGUUCAGUCUACACAAAUUUGUUUUUACUACGUACGAAGAUUAUACUCUCAGGAAGGGAAAAAUUUUGAAGAAGCUGACUGAAAUCGACGCUUUGAAGAUGAAGAGAGACAGAGGUGAAAAGCUAGAGGAAAAUCAGCUUCAGAAAAUAACCAGAGAGGUAGAUCUCAGGCGGGAGCUUCAACAGUUGAAAGAAACGUUCGAUUCCAUGGAUGCCCUUGAAGAUGAAAUAUUUGAUUAAACCAGGUGUGAAAUAGUGCAGGCUGAAAAUUUUCCCAGACGGCUUCUUUUAUACGCCAUUCAGAUAGAUAGAUGGAGAGAUAGUUUAAAACUGCAUCGCAGCCAAAGGCUGAAUUACACAAUUAUUUACAAAAACUUUACAACAUUUGAAAAUUACAAAUGAAUCCUAGAUAAUAAAUCGAAAACUGAUUUUUAAGAUAAUAUUAAAAAAUUCUGUAUAACAUAUUCAUAUAAAUAUGUUAAAAUGUAAAGCAUGAUUGUAAGUGGGAUAAAACUACAGCCCAGAGUGUUUCGACAUCGCAUAUAUAAACGUAUUACUUGUUCUGUUCGUGCAAAGCUUUGGCAUAUUAAAAAGGCGCUAUCCUCUUAUAUUAUAGCGUGAGUUGACAUGGUCUUGUGGAAGGAGCGCCUUCAAUUUAUGGUUUGGAUCACUGACAAUGUUAUCAAAAAGCCUGCUACAUAGUACGUAACAAUGCUCCAAAAUGGGUGUUAGCCCCACCUCUAUUGCCGAGUAGCGCUUUCCUGAGGUUAUUAUUGAUAUUGCUCUUCUCUCGAGCCGUACCAGCUCUUUCUUUAAGUACUGGGGGAGACCGUUAAAAAGACAGGUGCAGCAUAAUCAAUAACAGAUCUCACGCACGAUACGUAGAACAGUGCUAGAUCUUGUUUCGAAACUUCCGCUCUCUUUAACUGAGUUAAGAAGUAGAGUCUCUUGCUAGCCUUUUUGGUUAUCUCAGUUACUUGGUCGUUCCAUGUUAGAUCGUUCGCUAUUGUAAGGCCUUGUAGCUUUGUGCUAAUCACUAACUCUACCUCCUUUCCUUCUAUGAUGACGGGAUCAAGGACUCUUUGCUCUUUAGCAAAAGAGAUCCUGAGUUCUUUGCACUUAUCGGCGUGUAGUUGGACCCUGUUUUCGCGAGACGACUCAAUUCGCCUUUAUUACGCCACCGCCAUCUUGGAGUACGUCAGCAGAAAUCUGACACGAAAACGAGGUCACGCGUGGUAAACAAACAUGGCAUCGUGUCAGACAGAUAAAAAAACAUUUGAAUUUUGGCAUAGAAAUUUAAUAAAUAUUCCACUUCUUUCAAAUGAUUCGAUUGUAAAAUAUGCAAAAGAUAAUCUCCCUGUCCAGGAGACACUUACUCGAGGCUAUCAAUUUUUUUAACGGAGUUUAUUCACGAUAUAGAAGGUAGGUUUCUAGCUUCCAGAGUUUGUUGUAGUCGGAGUGACAUCCGUCUUUAUAGUUUUGUUCUUGCAUUAGUCCGACUAUGAAUUAAUUUGAUAUUUUCAAAUAAUAACUGCAGUGAAAAUGGUCAAAGAUGCUGAUUUAAGCAUAACGGUUCGAGCGAGAUGCGACCGUAACAGAAGAAAGAACGAGGAACCUCAUUCAUUGUCAGUUGUUUUUAAACGCUCAUCGACGGUUGAAAUAGUGAGAAAUGAUUGCAGUUUUGUGUAUUGCUGACAAGAAUUUCAUUGCGAGAGAAUUUACUUUGACAGACAGUUUUUUUCAGAAAUGCAAGUAAAACUGCACCUUUAUUAUUUUAACUAUCACCUUCCAUUAUGUAUCCAAUAAAGUACUUUAUUACAAAAAUAUUUAUUUUGCAAUUGUCAUUAUGUCAACUACAUGAACCAAGAGUUAGGCUGGGUUAAACAGAAAAUUGUAUUAUAUUUUAACUAUAUAUGGGUAUCUAACAGUGAGAACAACCUCUUUCGCUCUUGCUGACAGUGCGAAAGUG